Molecule: messenger RNA, 1397 nt
Organism: Diachasmimorpha longicaudata
Lineage: Eukaryota; Metazoa; Arthropoda; Insecta; Hymenoptera; Braconidae
Gene: PIG-K
Product: putative GPI-anchor transamidase
Exons: 4
Coding region: 114-1130 (338 amino acids)
Biological process (GO): attachment of GPI anchor to protein; proteolysis
Cellular component (GO): GPI-anchor transamidase complex
Molecular function (GO): GPI-anchor transamidase activity
Source: RefSeq, a predicted model, not a curated record
UGAAAUUGUGGAACACAGUCCGCCAAUCAGCUGGGCGCUGUCCUCAACCCGCCGGAGCUAGUCAAUAUCUUUUUAAAGUUUUUAGUGAAACAAUUGUUUAGUGAAUUAGUGAAAUGAAUUUCAUCGUGUUUCUUGUUGUUUUGGUGUGUCUCGUUCCAAAAAUUAAAUCUUUUCAGAUACCAGAAGAUUUCGGCAAAACGACCCACUCGAACAACUGGGCAGUUCUAGUCGACACCUCUCGCUUCUGGUUCAACUAUCGUCACGUAGCCAAUGUCCUGUCAAUCUACCGUUCAGUCAAACGUCUGGGUAUCCCUGACUCCCAGAUAAUUCUCAUGAUCGCCGACGAUAUGGCCUGCAAUCCGAGGAACCCGCGUCCAGCAACUGUCUUCAACAACAUCAAGCAGCACAUCAAUGUUUACGGAGACGAUGUCGAGGUGGAUUACAGGGGGUACGAAGUGACGGUAGAGAAUUUUGUCAGAUUGUUGACAGGCAGAUUGCCCCCUGACACACCCAGGUCCAAGAAACUUCUCACUGAUGAGGGCUCAAAUAUCCUCAUUUACCUGACUGGUCACGGGGGCAAUGGAUUCUUGAAAUUUCAAGACUCUGAGGAAAUCACCAGCCAGGAUCUUAGCGAUGCUCUCGAGCAAAUGUGGCAGAAACGACGUUAUCACGAGAUUUUAUUCGUCGUCGAUACCUGUCAGGCCAGCUCAAUGUACGAAAAAUUCUACUCACCGAAUAUUUUGGCUGUUGCCUCCAGUCAAGUUGGAGAGGAUUCACUUUCUCACCAUGUGGAUCCAAACAUCGGAGUGUACAUAAUCGAUCGCUACACUUUCUAUGCGUUAGAAUUCCUCGAGACCGUCGAGCCAUCGGGGACCAAAACACUCAACGAAUUUCUGAAAGUAUGUCCGAAAUCAGCCUGCUUGUCCAAAGUGGGUGUUCGUACAGAUCUCUUUAAAAGAGAUACGAAAAAAGUUCCAGUGACCGAUUUUUUCGGUUCUCUGCGUCCAGUGGAAUUGAUAAAGAACAUCAUUCAUGUUAAUCCUGUGAAUACAACUCGAACCGAUGGCCCAGAGGUCGAGAAAAAAUUGUUCUAUAUGCCACAGUUCCCUGAUACUUCCAUAUAUUCAUAAGGAAAUAAAUAUCAUUUUCUAUGUAUAAUUUAUGCAUGAUGGGAAAUUUAUUUCUGACUACAAUUAUGUCGUUAAUGUCAUCCUGCAAUAAUUAAAUUUAAUUCAGAAUAUAUUUAGCAUUCAACUGAGGUGCUGAGGAGUACUUGUAGUAAGCAUAAGUUCAUACAGAACAUUUGAGAGAGUACUUUUUGUGCCGAUGGUUGACCCAAAAUUCCGUUACAAUUUUUAUCAUCAGUUAAUUCAUUAAAGAAAAAAAGAUUAGCAGAA